Molecule: messenger RNA, 210 nt
Organism: Funneliformis mosseae
Lineage: Eukaryota; Fungi; Glomeromycota; Glomeromycetes; Glomerales; Glomeraceae
Source: the annotation of a GenBank genome assembly
AUGUGGAAAUUCUUCUUGUGCUUGUCUAAACGUCACGAAGAAGCAGCCAUUCUUCUUGCAGAAAAUGACAGAUUUUUUCCACCUGUGACUAAAGGAAAAGAUGGACAUUUUCUGAAUCUGUUACAUAUACUAGAAUAUUGUGAUAAGUUAAAAUACUUGAAUAUAAUGCUAACUGUUCUUCUAUUAGUUCAAACACUUACAAUUAUCUCU